Messenger RNA from Ictalurus furcatus (blue catfish), 4341 nucleotides. RefSeq names its product arylsulfatase family, member Ia (gene arsia). Lineage: Eukaryota; Metazoa; Chordata; Actinopteri; Siluriformes; Ictaluridae. Bases 257 to 1942 code for a protein of 561 amino acids. The record is from RefSeq and is a predicted model, not a curated record. The transcript is spliced from 2 exons.
AAGGAAGCUCGUGUGGGUGACUUUACCCGUCUUAUCCUAGAAAGCAAACGAAUCCUGGCGGACAAGUCAUGCGCACGCAAGGUUUUCUGCUCCAGAUGUGAAGUUCAAGGUUAUACCUCAAGGCGUGUCAGAGAUGGAAAUCGAACAGACAGCUUGUUUUUAACCUUGCCUUUUGUUACCAAGGCUGUGAUGAACGAGUGAAUGAUCUCUCUGGCUUGUGCACUCCGAGGCUGAAAGCGCGCACUGCAGCGGUGCCAUGGCGGGAGCGGCUCUGGCGGGUCUCUCCGUGAUGCUCGGUGCGGGUUUCCUCGCCUGGGACUGGUCGAGCCAGAACCAAGUGGAGACUGAUCCUGCGGCACCGAACCCCCGCAGACCACCGCACAUCAUCUUCAUCAUGACAGACGACCUGGGUUUCAAUGACAUCGGCUACCACAACCCUGACAUGCGCACACCCACGCUGGAUAAGCUGGCGGCGAAUGGAGUGAAGCUGGAGAAUUACUACGUGCAGCCGAUCUGUACACCUUCCCGUAGCCAAUUCCUCACCGGCAGGUAUCAGAUCCACACGGGUCUCCAGCAUUCGAUCAUCAGGUCCCGCCAGCCCAACUGUCUGCCUUUUGACAUGGUCACCCUGCCACAACGCCUCCAGGAGGCCGGCUACUCCACGCACAUGGUGGGUAAAUGGCAUCUGGGCUUCUACAAACGUGACUGUCUCCCCACUCGUCGCGGCUUUCAUACCUACUUUGGUUCGCUGACAGGCAGUGUGGACUACUACACGUACGACUCCUGUGAUGGCCCAGGGAGGUGUGGCUACGAUCUCCAUGAAGGUGAGACAGUGGCAUGGGGAUAUCGGGGAAAAUACUCGACACAUCUGUACACACGCAGAGUUCGGAAGAUUCUGGCAUCGCACAAUCCAUCUGGACAGCCUCUGUUUAUUUUCCUGUCCUUCCAGGCUGUUCACACUCCCUUACAGUGUCCUAAGGAGUACAUCUACCCGUAUCGUGGCAUGGGGAAUGUUAAUCGGCGCAAAUAUGCAGGCAUGGUCUCAUCAGUGGAUGAGGCAGUACACAACGUGACAUAUGCGCUCCGGAAAUAUGGUUAUUACCGCAACAGUGUGAUUAUCUUCUCUACAGAUAAUGGUGGCCAGCCUUUAUUUGGAGGAAGUAAUUGGCCACUCAGGGGCAGGAAGGGGACAUAUUGGGAAGGUGGCUUGCGUGCAGUUGGAUUUGUCCACAGCCCACUUCUCAGGAGACGGCGGAAAGUCAGUAAGGCACUGGUUCACAUCACUGAUUGGUACCCAACACUGGUGCGCCUGGCAGGGGGAAAUGUAUCUCAAAUGCAUGAGCUAGAUGGGUAUGACAUGUGGGAAACGAUCAGCGAGGGCAAGGAGUCCCCACGCUUCGAGAUCCUCCACAACAUCGACCCACUGUAUGUGCCUUCACGCCACGGCUCACUUCGGGGUGGAUAUGGCAUCUGGAACACUGCUGUACAGGCAGCAGUGCGAAUGGGAGACUGGAAGCUGCUGACAGGAGAGCCGGGUUAUGGAGACUGGACACCACCACAGGUGUUAGGAAACUUCCCAGGGGGCUGGUGGGAUCUUGAGCGUCACGCCGAAGCCCGCAAAUCACUAUGGCUGUUCAACAUCACAGCAGAUCCGUAUGAGCGCUACGACAUGGCUGAACAGAGGCCUGAUGUGGUAAAACAGCUGUUGGCCAGGAUAGCAUUUUAUAAUCGCACAGCUGUGCCUGUGCGCUACCCUGCUGAGGACCCAAGGGCAGAUCCGAGUCUGAAUGGAGGGGCGUGGAGGCCCUGGGCCGGGGACAAGGAAGCAGACAGAUGGCACCAAGUUUAUCACAGGAGGAGGAAUGACAAAAAUAAGAAGCUGAGCAAAAUGAGGUCAUUUUUCAAGAAACUGAACACAAAGAUUAUGUCCAAUAGGAUAUGAGUGGUAUACAUGUGAUAAAUGUGAUUUUCUUCAUAACCUUCUGAAAACCUUUUGGAAAAUUCAGAUGAACGUCUUUUGCUUAAUUAUGCAUUACGAGCUUCUCAUGUUUGACUGUAUCUUAUUACAUACUCUACCUCUCCAUUUUUUUCUCUACUUGUGUACUUUGUAAGGCCCUACACUCUUAUAAAUGGGUUCUUCAGCUGUUCCUUUAGGGGAACCCUUAAACGUUCUGUGUAGAAUCCUACAACGGUGCUUCCCUUUUAGAAAUGGUUUGAAGCAGAGCCUGUUUAGGAGGCGAAAAACCCUUAAUUAUUCUAAAAACCUUUAAAAGACCGUUGAAGAACCCCCCCUUUUUUUAAAGAGUGUUAUGCAUUCCUAGUACAACCUAAAAGAAAGGGCUGAGGACUUACUGACGGAUUAAUGUAAUGAAUGAAGGAAUGCAUUUUUGUGGUGGUCUACUCUAGACAAUCAUGCAUUUACAAUGCUCCUGGAUGCCUUUAAAAAUAUUAACACUGUGGACCAAAAAAAGACAAAAACAAAACAUUGUUUACCUGGACUAGCUGCUUUUCAUUUGUUUACAUAUUCCUUUUUAAAUGGAGUGUUUAAAUCAGAAUGAUCAACUGCUCGCCAGACAUCCUAGUAUUUGGCAUAAUAUGUGUUGUGAGUGUUCUGCAUGCGUUGAUGGGUAAAAUUUCUUAUCUCCACUAAGAGACUUCCCUCUAGUGGUCACAUGGUGGUAUAAACAAACGUGGAUCUUGAGAGCUGCAAGAAAUUUCUUACUUUAAAAUUUUUUAAAAGUGAUGUUUCAUGGAAAUCAACAUAAAAUACAAAUAAAUACAAACUAAAUAAGUUUUAAAAGAGAAGCAAAGGAAGCUUGUGGCUUUAUUUGUGUUACUUUCUGAGUUUUGUAUAUAUUUAUUCCAGAGUUUAUUUUUUUAUCCUCUCUAUAUUGAUUUUUAUAUUCCUAAAGAUGUUUUAAUUUAUUUAUCCUAUUUUAUUUUAUUAUUUUUUAUUAUUUAUUUUAAAUCUUUUAAUUUCUGUAUUUAUUGCAGGAUUCCCAUAUUUUCUAUUCCUUUAUAUUCAUAUGAUAAUGGGAGUGCUUUUGCAACAGACGAUACACUGAUGAGGCGUUUCUUCAAAGUCCCUAGUGGACUGUGAUGGUACUGCAGCGGGUCUUCAAUAUAGGCUUUUAACUACAAAAUAAUGGGUAAAAAUUAUUAUUAACCAAUUUCAGAUAUUAAUAGCUAAAAUGUAUUAAUCAUUAUUUCUCCAAAAUAUGUUAAUCAUUAUUUGAUUCUGAAAGAUUUCAGAUUGUUUGCUGUGAUGAGUUUUGAGUGAUAUUUAUCUCAAGCCUAUGUUUUAUAUCAAGCUGAUCAGUAUCUUCUCUACUGGGUGUGAGGUCUUUAAGAAGGCACAUUGUAGUUAAUUAUAACGUAUAAUUAUGGACAGGACCCUGUUUCCCAAAAGUGACAUAAAAAAUAAUAGUAUCUUAACUGGUACAGAGUGGGAGUGCAGUGAAAUGCCAUUAAAGGAUUCUGGACUUCUGGAAACUCAGCAGUGGUCCAUUCAGGUUAGGGAGCUUUUGAGGCCGUUCAUAUGGGCCACACAUUGACCUAUUUUGAUUUCUUUUAUCAUUUUAGUGUUUUAGUAAAAGAUAGCAUUUAAGAAGGGCUUAAAUGUAUGACUAUCAAGCCAUUAGUGUGAUUAAUUAAUAGAGCUGUUUCCCUCUACGGAAACUAUCAAUCACUCAGGGGUAAUAAUGAGAUACUGUGACACUGAUAUUUCACAUCAUAAUCAAAUUAAAGAAAAAAUGAAUACGUAAAAAAUGUUUUUAACACAAUUUAUAUUACCAAAUGAAAUAUUAGCAUAUAUACACAAUUUUGUUUAUUUUAUUUAUUAAUGUAUUUGAGUACUGUAUUUAUUAUUGUUUUAGCAUAUCUAACCCUACACUGCGUCAGUAAUAAAUGCAUGCAUUAUUUUCUUACAAUUUUUUUUUUUUUUUUUUACAAUGGAGCAAAAUAAUAGCCCUGAGCUCAUGAGGCAUUUACAAAGCAUAAUGUUGUUUAAAAUUAAACUCUGAAGCAAAUGUUUCAGCGACAGUAUAAUAAAAAAGCAGCAACCAUGACUAUGAUAAUCUCAGUUCUACAUAUGCUUACAUGUGAUACCAAUAACAAAAAUAAAGAACUUCUCUUUGCAUUCAGUAGGAAAGAUUGAUAACUCAGUGGUUAAGACGUUGCACUACUGCCACUGCUGGGCCCUUAAUCAAGGCCUUUAUCCCUCAACUGAAUGAGAUAAAUGUCAGUCACUCUGGAUAAGGGCGUCAGCCAAAUGCCCUAAAUUUAAACACAAUACAGCAAAGUGACAUAAGGUACCUUGUGGCCUAAUGAAUAACAAAUAGA